GCGGACAAGGAACAUGUAAAUGUAGUCAGGUCGGGUAACAUGUUUUAAGGGUUGAGUUUAAAUACCCACAUUCGCUGGUACAGAUAUCAGCUGGCAGUCAGUAUUAAUGAACAUGAUCUGACUGUUAUCAGUGGUAUUUGAUAUAUUCACCUGUACGAAUUUUCAGCUGUACUAAGUCACCUGAUAGCUGACAGCUGCUGUGAUCAGCGUUAAACACAAGCAGACUGUGGUACACCUCUUCAAUAGAGGUAGCUCUGUUUAGUUCAGUUUGUUAGCUUGGGGGUUUAAAGUCAGGUGUUUUUCCAAACACCUGAAAUAUGACGACGAAGAAGCCAGUCUCUGAGGAGAGCGAUGAGAGCACCCCUCUGACGUAUGACCCCACCUUUAAUGGGCCAAUCAAAAAGAGGUCCUGUACAGACAUUAUUUGCUGCCUGCUCUUUGUGAUAUUUGUGGCUGGAUUGGGUGUGGUGGCUUAUUUUGCAUAUACCUACGGAAAUCCACGGUUACUACUCUACCCUCAGGAUUCUCAAGGCAAUCUCUGUGGCUAUGGAACCAAGAAAGAUAAACCAAACCUGUACUUCUAUGAUCUGCUCACCUGUGCUAAGUUUGGGCCAGGUGUUUUUGUUGAUGGCUGCCCUACCCCACAGGUGUGUGUGUCCCAUUGUCCAAAUGACACCCGGGCGUAUCGUCGAGGGGGUGGCCUACCGGACCAAUGUGAUCCCGACACAUUCUGCUCAAAUCCCGGAGAUGACACCAAGACAUGUAAACAGAAAAUAGACAGUGAUGAGUGUCCAGCUUAUGUCCUCAAGAGUGAAGCAGUGCUCCACCGCUGCGUCCCUGAAGUCAUAUCUGGGAAAAUUCCAAAUUUUGACAGUCUUGUCGACAAAGAAGAUAAAAAACUCAAUGGGACAUCAUUAGAAGCUGGAGAAGAAUUCCUGAGACAAUUUCUCAAGGUCAAAGAAUAUUCAGACAAGGUCGUUCAGGAUCUGGUAGCCACCUGGUGGAUGAUAUUAAUAUGUCUGGUGGCUGCCAUGGUUAUCUCCCUUUUGUGGAUCACGCUGAUGAGAUGGAUUGCGGCUCCUAUGGUUUGGCUAACUAUCAUCCUCUUCUUGGGAAUUUUUGGAUUCUCUUGUUAUUAUUGUGUGCGAGGCUAUCUGAAUACAAAAGACACGGAACAAUCAUUCAACUUUCACUUGGCAAUCAUCACAUUGAACUUCAAGCAGUCCUCGUUUUGGUUAACUUUUGGCAUCAUUUCUGCCAUUCUGCUUCUCAUUGUACUCCUGAUCUUACUUUUCCUGAGAGAGAGGAUCUGUAUCGCCAUAGCAUUGAUUAAAGAGGGCAGUAGAGCUGUGGGCAGCAUGCUGUUCACCCUGCUGUGGCCAGUCAUCCCCUUCAUCCUGCAGAUUGGAGUCAUCAGCCUCUGGGCAGCCAUUGCUGUUUUCCUUGCCUCUGUGGGGCGCGGUGAAGGCGUCUCCAAGAACAACUUCACAGGGCUGACAGAUGAAGAGAUACAGAGACGGACAGAUAGCCUCUUCCAGAAAAUCCCAUGUGAUGUCAAUGUGAACAACUCUGGCAGUGACAUCUGUGGUAUCAUUAAGUAUGGAGGAGAUGAGUACACAUUUUACCUGCAGAUUUACAACCUGUUCAUGCUGUUUUGGCUGGUCAAUUUCUUCAUCGCUCUGGGACAGAUGACAUUGGCGGGUGCCUUUGCCUCGUAUUAUUGGGCAUUCACCAAACCAAAAGACAUCCCAACCUUCCCUCUGCUCUCCUCGUUUGGCAGGUGUAUCAGGUAUCACCUGGGAACGCUAGCGUUUGGAGCCCUCAUCAUCGCCAUUGUUCAGCUUAUCCGCGUUUUCCUCGAAUACCUGGAUGCAAAACUAAAGGCAGCUGAAAACAAAGUGGCCAAGUUUUUCCUCAAAUGUCUGAAAUGCUGUUUCUGGUGCUUGGAGAAGUUCUUGAGAUUCAUCAACAAAAAUGCCUACAUCAUGGUGGCUGUAUAUGGCAAAAACUUCUGCACUUCUGCUAAAAAUGCCUUCUUCUUAAUAUUAAGGAAUGCAGUCAGAGUGGUUGUGAUUGACAAAGUGACAGAUUUUCUGCUCUUCAUUGGGAAAUUAGUCAUUGUUGGAGCAAUCACAACAGCAGCUUACUUUUUCUACGAUGGCCGGAUCCCCUUUUUGACGGAGUACCAGCCUAAUCUGAACUUCUAUAUAAUCCCCGUUGUGGUGACAGCGCUGGGAUCUUACGUGAUAGCAGCUGCCUUCUUCAGUGUCUACGACAUGGCCGUUGACACACUCUUCCUCUGCUUCUUGGAGGAUCUUGAAAGGCAUGAUGGGACACCAGAGAAACCUUACUACAUGAGCAAAGAAUUGAUGAAAAUACUGGGAAAGAAAAACAAAACGCCAAAGGCUGAAUAACAGAUGAUCCAGGAGUUUUGAAGGGGAACAAACCUUUUGGAAACAUGCUGGUGGUAAACCAUCGUGGAUCAUGCAAGGAACUGCUAUUUUGUGACGUCAGUUUGGAGAGCAGUUUUAGAGUGAUUACCAAAUUAAGGUUUUUAUAGCAUUAAGGUCAGAAAUAUUGUUGAAGAUUUGAGACACUGAAUGUUCUUGGAAGGUUAUUGUAUUGUUGUAUUGUUCAGGUAUGUGGAAGGCUGUUUACUUGUGUUAAUUUAUAACCAGAAUUUUGAAAACAGAGAAAUACAUUAGCUUGUACAUGUACUUAGUGAGUUAAACUGUAUCUCUAAUGUGUUUGUCAAACAAACCCAAAACGUUUAAGUAGGGUGGGAAAAACUGAACUUUAUUUUGAUAGUUUUAUGCAAGCACAUUUUAAAAUAUGGAAUGCUGGACAUUCUAACCUUUACAGCUGUUAAAAGACAGUUAAAGGAGUGUGAUUUUUUUUGUCCCUAUUGCCCAGUCACCUGCGAACAAGAUGCGAGAUUUUAAUGGUACUCAUGUCAAGAUUUUAUGAACCGAGAAAAACAUCAACCUUUUGUAAAGUCUCAGCCAGUGAGAAAGAUUGAGAUGUUGAGCAUGCUCGUGUUAUUUGACUGUAUGCAGGCAUUCCUUUCUUAAAGAGAAAGUCUCUCUCUGUAGAAUGGGAUGAAAACAAGUUUAUACUAUUUGACAGUUGAACUGAGAAGAUAUGUCAAACUUUGUGUAAUUUCCAGUAUUAUUGGCAAGCCAUUCUAGUGUGUUACUUGAAGUGAAACAUACAUUGGUUUUAGUGUUUGUUCUCAGUCAGUAUUUCAACAGCAUUUAAUGCAUCUAAAUUUACAGUCAAAAUGGCAUUGGUUAGUCAAAAUGGCAUUGGUUAGUCAAAAUGGCAUUGGUUAGUCAAAAUGGCAUUGGUUAGUGAAUCCAAGUGUAUCAUUUGGCCAGAACUAAUUCACAUCUCAUAUUUACAGUUUUUGGAAUUUAUAUCAUUUUCAGUGAUUUUGUGGUCAGUCCAGUUGUGGAUGAAAGGUUGCAGAUAGACUGAAAGUAAAAAUUGACUACAUAUUCUUGAAUGGACCCAUACGUAUACAAGCCAGUGUGACUACAUAAAGCAUAUAGUCCAGUACAACUACCAAGCCUUAAUAGGGGAAAAAAGCCUUAAUAGGCGGAAAAAAUACACAGCCAUGGUCCUUGGACGUGAUCAUUGGGCUAUAUGACUGAGUUAACUUCCCAUAGACAACAUUCAGCUGGUGCUAGGCCUAUCUUGUUUAUGAUUGGCUGUUUAUUGCAUAUGGUCGAGUACAACUACCAAUCCGUAAUGGGAAGAAAAAGUUAUAGCCCUUGAAUAGGAUAUGCAUAGCACCAAUUAGAUGUUGUCUAAGGGAAGAUAACUCAGAGGUAUUAUUCAACGGGCUGUAUCACUGAGUUAUCUUCCCUUGGACAAAACUCGGCUGGUGCAAAGCCUGUCUUGGUCUGGGCCAUAACUUGGUGUUGAAGCCCAUCGAAGCAAUGGUUAUGACAGAUACCUAAAGAUGGUAGUGUGACUGGUAUUUGUUGAGAUCUGCUGGUCUAUUUUCCCGGGAGGUAUUUAAUAGCAGUUCAUCUGACAUAUACAUCGUGCGAGUAUUUUCUUUGCCUUAAGACUCUCUGCAGUCUGAUACAUUUAAGCAGAAUUCGAGAAAAAUGUCUAUAAAAGAUGUAAAAAGUUAUGGAGAUCUCCGAAUACAUAUAGGUGGCCAUGUGGUUCUUUUGACAGCAUAGUGCCAUAGUAAAUUCUGUAGUACCAUUUAAUGUUAAACCUGUGAACCUUUAAAUACUUAUUUUUUUUGCCUUUGAAAAUUGAAUAUCUUGUAAGUUUGUGUGAGAAUAUUGAGGUAGGGUCAUGUAUGUUUCAGACUUGAGACAGCGAUGGGAUUUCUGACAUAUUUCACAACAUGCCUUACACCAGACCUGAGCAUCUGGCCCUGGCGUCACAAAGCAAUCUUAGACUUAAGUCAAAAUUUCAGAUCAGUUUAAAACUCUCAUUUAUGAUGUAACAAGGUCAAAAUAUUGCAUGAUAAUGUAAAUUCUGAGUAAGUUAUUGUACAACAAAUUUCAGUUGAAAUAACAGAAAGGAACAUACCAUAUUUAAAGAUUAAAAUUUUGACUCCAGUCUAACAUUACUUGGUGAUAUAGGGACUGAGCUAGGAUUCACACCUGAAGAAGUAAUUUACACCUCGCUUGUUACUAUGGCAAUGUGUGAAGUCUAUGCCUUUAAUCUGUUGCUAAGUAUUAGCCUUAAUAUCUGGAAUCAGUCGUUUUUCAUCUAUAUUCAA
Messenger RNA from Liolophura sinensis, 4747 nucleotides. Its product is annotated as choline transporter-like protein 2. The coding region runs from base 318 to 2414 and encodes 698 amino acids. NCBI's taxonomy places the organism in Eukaryota, Metazoa, Mollusca, Polyplacophora, Chitonida, Chitonidae. Gene Ontology annotation, biological process: transmembrane transport. The transcript has 23 exons. Gene Ontology annotation, cellular component: membrane. The record is from RefSeq and is a predicted model, not a curated record. Gene Ontology annotation, molecular function: transmembrane transporter activity.